UCCGACUCUGUCAAAACUCGGCUGUGCGGCGUCUCAGUAUAUAUUUUACCGUUACAGUAUAUGUGUCUGUAUUUAUUUAUUUUCUUGCUUGAAACGAAGCUGACCAGAAGGAGCAGACUGUGUUCGUCUCACAGACUCCACUACAAUGCGUGCCAAACCUAAGAAGUGUUUUGUGCUGAUGUUGGUGGGAGCAGUCUUGCUUCUAGCCUUAUUUCACACUUGGAGUCCUGGCAACAGCUCAGAUGUUGACAUACAGCCCAGAUGGGGGAAAGCAAUAGAGAAACUUCUCCGGGAGAAAACAGCAGAUUCCGUCAGUGAUUACAAUGACAUUGCUUACCAUAUAAAGGAAACCAUAGCAGGUCGCUUGGCACACAAUGCAUGCGUUUGUGAGGCUGAUAAGGAGAUGUUUCACAUGCCAUUGUCCAAUCUGCUCUUCCCACGUGUGUGGGCCCAUGACCUGCACCUCGCCUUCUUGAGCUCUCAUCCUGAUCCUGAGGGUGUGAAGCAUCACAGGGCUCAGGAGUACAGCAGUUUUCAGAGGAGGUGGCAGUUUGAUUCAUUAUGCUCUUCUGCAGUAACUUUUAAAACCAAUGGACACGAGGCGUCUUUCACUAUCAAAAUUGGACAUCUUGUCGUCCCAAAACUGUACAACUCUGGAUUACACAAAGAGUACAAUAUCAGUGCCCUUGUUACUAUAGCAACCAAGACCUUCCUUCGGUAUGACAAACUCAAAGAUCUGAUUGACAGCAUACGGCAGUAUUAUCCAAGUGUCAAAAUAGUAAUUGCGGAUGAUAAUGAACACCCACAACCAGUGACUGGGCCUCACAUUGAACACUACAUCAUGCCGUUUGGAAAGGGAUGGUUUGCAGGAAGGAACCUGGCUGUUUCUCAGGUGACCACCAAAUAUGUGCUGUGGGUGGAUGAUGACUUUAUCUUCACUGCAAACACCAAGCUGGAGAAGAUGGUGGACAUCCUAGAAAAGACUACCCUGGAUCUGGUGGGCGGUGCAGUGAGGGAGGUUACUGGUUACACUGCGACCUACCGGCACACCCUUUCAGUGGAAGAAGGUGGAGAUGAGGGCGACUGCUUACAUAUCAGAGACGGUUAUCACCACACUAUCAAAGGAUUUCCAAGCUGUGUAGUAGCUGACGCAGUCAUUAAUUUCUUCAUGGGGAGGACGGAGAAAGUGCAGCAGGCGGGCUUUAACCCUCGCCUGGCACGCAGCGGUCAUCUGGAGUUCUUCAUUGAUGCACUGGGUUCCCUCCACAUUGGUUCCUGCAGUGACAUUAUUGUAAGCCACGCAUCAAAGAUCCAGUUGCCUUGGAGUAAAAGUGAAUCACAAAAGUCCUACGAAAAAUUCCGCUAUUCCUCCUCUGAUUACGAUCAGUAUAUUCAUAAUGAAGACUUCUACUUCAAGAACAGAUUUAAGUGCAUGACCAGUCAAUGACAUCUGGACUUUGACAUCUUUGGGUCAUGAAUGUGAGGUACUUUUACAAAAUGACAGCUAUGUUUGAGAUUUUUGAGUUGCAACUCAGAAAAUUUGUAUUGUUUUUGUACAGGAUAUUUGAACACUUGUUAAAUAUAAUUUGUGCUCAGAUUGUGUCUGCUGAACAGAUUAUUUUGCAUAGCAUGAGAAACCAAACGACCCUGUCUUCUUUUCUGCAGAAGAAAAUGAAACACAUACUUCUCAUUCACUGUAUACUGGUAUUUGUUUAAUGCGCCUUAUGAGUUUGUAAAAAAUACUGCAGAGGUUUGACACUGAUCCGUUUUAUCCCAGUCAAUGAAGUGGGACUGCAGUUGAUUUUAAAUGUUACUUAAUCCUGGAAGACUGUUAACCCCAGAGAAAUUAUAAAAAGAUGAUAAUUCUGUAAAUAAUGUAAAAAAAAAAAAAAAAUCAAUGUCACAGCAAUUAUUUUAUGUGCUUAAAAGUUAAAACAAGCAUCAUACUAUGUGCUUGUGCACAGACAGACCAUGCAAUGACCGUAGCCUUUAAAUGUGACGUUUCAAAAACAAUCCUAUCCUAGUUCAAUGUGCACUUCUAGUUCAU
Thalassophryne amazonica is the source of this 2047-nucleotide messenger RNA. RefSeq names its product beta-1,4-N-acetyl-galactosaminyl transferase 1a (gene b4galnt1a). The transcript has 10 exons. Gene Ontology annotation, biological process: ganglioside biosynthetic process. The record is from RefSeq and is a predicted model, not a curated record. The coding region runs from base 146 to 1447 and encodes 433 amino acids. NCBI's taxonomy places the organism in Eukaryota, Metazoa, Chordata, Actinopteri, Batrachoidiformes, Batrachoididae.